This is a messenger RNA of Penicillium diatomitis, 408 nucleotides long. RefSeq lists its product as uncharacterized. NCBI's taxonomy places the organism in Eukaryota, Fungi, Ascomycota, Eurotiomycetes, Eurotiales, Aspergillaceae. Bases 1 to 408 code for a protein of 135 amino acids. The record is from RefSeq and is a predicted model, not a curated record. The transcript has 4 exons.
AUGACUCUCGCAAUUCAAGUCUCCGUACGCUCUGCCGGUUCGAUGCGCACCUGCACUCCCCGACUCUGGUCUCAUUCUCGUGCAUCACAAAAACGAUUCGCUUCCACUGCUUCUGAGAACAAGGGAGGAGUCUCUCGACCACUGCUUAUCGUCGGCGCCUUGGCUGUUCCCGCAGCUUUGUACAUGGCACGUGAAAAGGGUACGUUUCCGGCGCUUGGGAAUCGGAAUAAGAAAUGGGACAGGCCGGCCUUGAUUUGGAGCUCUCUUGGAAAAGAGGAUGCCAACCACCCCGGCUCAGCAUCUCAGCAUCCAUAUAUGGCCGAGUCCGGGAAGAGCGUCAAGGGCGAGGGUGUCAUUGACACGGCGAGAUUAAAUGGUCCUGUUCGAGUCGAUCGACCUGCGACGUGA